Apus apus (common swift) is the source of this 4746-nucleotide messenger RNA. It is a transcript of the gene CASKIN1, whose product is annotated as CASK interacting protein 1. Bases 18 to 4652 code for a protein of 1544 amino acids. The record is from RefSeq and is a predicted model, not a curated record. Gene Ontology annotation, molecular function: protein binding. Lineage: Eukaryota; Metazoa; Chordata; Aves; Apodiformes; Apodidae. The transcript is spliced from 21 exons.
CCCGGCGCUGCGGAGCCAUGGGCAAGGACCAGGAGCUGGUGCAGGCGGUGAAGGCGGAGGACAUCGCGGCCGUGCAGAAGCUGCUGCAGAGGCCCAAGCCCGGCAAAGCCAAGCUCCUUGGAUCAGCCAAGAAAGUCAAUGUCAACUUCCAGGACACGGAUGGGUUCUCGGCUCUGCACCAUGCAGCACUCAACGGCAACACGGAGCUCAUCUCACUGCUGCUGGAGGCACAGGCUGCAGUGGACAUCAAGGACAACAAAGGCAUGCGGCCCCUGCACUACGCUGCUUGGCAAGGCAAGAAGGAGCCCAUGAAAAUGGUGCUGAAAGCAGGUUCCUCCGUGAAUAUCCCAUCGGACGAGGGCCAGAUCCCCCUGCACCUGGCAGCACAGCACGGGCACUACGACGUGUCUGAGAUGCUCUUGCAGCACCAGUCCAACCCCUGCAUCAUGGACAAUUCAGGCAAGACACCCCUGGACCUGGCGUGCGAGUUUGGCCGGGUUGGGGUGGUGCAACUGCUCCUGAGCAGCAACAUGUGUGCGGCGCUGCUGGAGCCCAAGCCGGGGGACACCACAGACCCCAAUGGCACCAGCCCCCUGCACCUUGCCGCCAAGAACGGCCACAUCGACAUCAUCCGGCUCCUGCUGCAGGCUGGCAUCGACAUCAACCGGCAAACCAAGGCGGGCACGGCGCUGCACGAGGCGGCUCUCUGUGGCAAGACGGACGUGGUGCGGCUGCUGCUGGAUAGCGGGAUCAACGCCCAUGUCAGGAACACCUACAACCAGACAGCUCUCGACAUCGUCAACCAGUUCACCACCAGCCAGGCCAGCAAGGAGAUCAAGCAGAUGCUGCGGGAUGCCUCCGCUGCUCUGCAGGUCCGGGCUAUCAAGGACUAUUGCAACAACUACGACCUGACCAGCCUCAACGUGAAAGCUGGGGAUGUCAUCACCGUGCUGGAGCAGCACGCGGACGGGCGCUGGAAGGGCUGCAUCCAUGACAACCGGACCGGCAACGACCGCGUCGGCUACUUCCCCUCCAGCCUCGUUGAGGCCAUAAGCAAACGAACAGGUUCAUGGGAGACUGUAACAAUCCCCCAACAGUACCAAAAGAUCCCGCUCCCGGCUUACGGGGCUGCUGUGCUAAACGGUGACGCCUCGUCCCAUGCGUUCCAUUCCCUGCCUCCACCUCCACCUCCACCACCACAUUCCCAUCAGACUCUUUUCAGUUCCUUUGGCUAUCACAGGCUCUCCCCUAGCAGUGCCGACGAGCCGCGUUACGGACAAGGGUCCCGCGGGGCCGACAUGAGCCCGUCCCACCUCUCGCCAUCGCAGGGCGGAUCAGUUGUGCCAGCUCCUGCCGAGGAGAUCUGGGUGCUGCGGAAACCCUUCGCAGGUGGCGACCGCAGCAGCCUGGGCAGCACGGGCAGCGUGGCCUCCGCCCGCAGCUCGGGGAGCGGGCAGAGCGCGGGCAGUGGGGCACACGCACUGCAUGCUGGCUCUGAAGGCGUUAAGCUGCUGGCAACCGUCCUUUCCCAGAAGGCUUCUGCGCAAGAGACAGUCGUGGGCGAUGGGCCGGCCAAGGCGCAGGACAUCCCCGCAGGUUCAUCGCGGUCCCAGAGCAUGGCCGGGUCCCCGUAUGGUCCCCAGCCCCCUGCUGAGCCCCAGCUGAAGAAGAUGGAGCCACCAUCAGAGGGGAAGAGCUCGGAGGCUGUGUACCAGUGGCUCUGCAAGUUCCAGCUGCAGCUCUACGCGCCCAACUUUAUCAACGCUGGCUACGACAUCACCACCAUUAGCCGGAUGACGCCAGAGGACCUCACAGCCAUUGGUGUCACCAAGCCUGGGCACAGGAAGAAGAUUGCCUCUGAGAUCAACAACCUCAACAUCCCUGAGUGGCUGCCAGAGUACAAGCCGGCCAACCUGGCGCUGUGGCUCUCUAUGAUUGGCCUGUCCCAGUACUACAAGGUGCUGGUGGAGAAUGGCUACGAGAACAUUGACUUCAUCACCGACAUCACCUGGGAGGACCUACAGGAGAUUGGCAUCACCAAACUAGGCCACCAGAAGAAGCUGAUGCUGGCAGUGAAGAAGCUGGCAGAGCUGCAGCGCGCUGAGCUGGGCAAAUAUGAGCCAGGGACACUGAAGAGGAAGGCGUCAGCAGCAGCGUGCCCAGACGUCCUGGCCAUUGAGUCUCCCCCACCAGAGCCAGCCGAGUGCCAGUCGCCCAAGAUGACCACCUUCCAGGACAGCGAGCUCAGCAGCGAGUUGCAGGUGGCCAUGACAGGCGAAGCCCCCGAGGAACCCCCCGAGAAGGCCACAAACACAGCAGCCCCUGGCUACCGCUCGCCCCCGGGGCUGGGUGGCCGUACCAGGCAGAUGAGCAGCUCACAGGAGCUGCUGGGGGACGGCCCUCGGGGACCCCCUGCUGCCGCCAUCUCCAAGAGCCAGGAGUACCUGGCAGAGGGAGCUGGCGAGGCCCCCCCCGCACCCCCCAAGGAGGGCCGUCAGCCCCGGCACGGCCACCCUGUCAAGCGUGCCAGCGUGCCACCGGUGCCUGGCAAGCCCCGGCAGCCCUUCGCACCUUCCACCGGGCACCUGACACCGCCACAGACGCCCAGCAAGCCGCGGCCCCCCUCCCCACAGGGCCCGCUGGUCCCUCAUGCCACCGCCAAGGUGAAGCCCACCCCGCAGCUGCUGCCUCCGGGCGAUCGGCCCGUGUCACCCCGCUCCCUGCCCCAGUCGCCCACCCACCGUGGCUUCGCCUACGUGCUGCCGCAGCCAGCUGAGGGCGAGGGGGGACCCCCGGGCGUGCCUGUCCUGCCUGUCUCGGUGCCGGUGCUGUGCCUGCCGCCGGCAGGUGAGGGUGAGGAGGAGCCGGGGAGGCCAAAGAAGCGGGCGCACAGCCUGAACCGCUACGCCGCCUCCGACAGCGAGCAGGAGCGGGACGAGCUGCUGGUGCCGGACGCCGGGCCCUACGCCACCGUCCAGCGGCGCGUGGGACGCAGCCACUCGGUGCGAGCACCCGCCGGCGGCGACAAGAACGUGAACCGCAGCCAGUCCUUCGCUGUCCGCCCCAAGAAGAAGGGGCCUCCGCCGCCACCCCCCAAGCGCUCCAGCUCUGCCAUCUCCAGCACUGGUAUGGCUGAGGACUUCCCCAAGGAGGGUGAGGGAGAAGUGGCUGCCGGGACCCCCACCGCUGAGGGCGAAAGCCGCCGGGAGCAGCGGCGGGCCAGCGACCUGGGCGGCAGCGUGGACACGGGCAGUGCCGGCAGCGUGCGCAGCAUCGCGGCCAUGCUGGAGAUGUCCUCCAUCGGCGGGGGGGCCCGGGCACUGGCGCUGCAGAAGCCACAUGUGGCCGGUGGACCAGGGCCAGCUAAGGCGCCUGAGAGCUACUACCUGCAGCCCGGGGUCCCCCCAGGCAGCCCCGAGCGUGCCCGUGUGGCCACUGUCCUGGCCACUGUGAAGCACAAGGAGGCCAUUGGGCUGGACGGGGAGGUGGUGAACCGGCGCAGGACCAUCAGUGGCCCCGUCACCGGGCUGGUGGCAGCCGCCCGCCGUGAGCGCGCCGACAGCGUGCGGUCAGAGGCGGGUACCAAUGGCUCGGGUGAGCGGCUGCGGGUCGAGCGUGGCGGCUCCCCGGACGGCAUCCCCUUUGCCGAAGAGGGCAACCUCACCAUCAAGCAGCGGCCACGGCUCCUGGGGCCAGCCCGUGGGGAGGCAGGUGAGGGGCUGUCCCCAGCCCACCGCCACGGGGACCUGGCCAAGGUGGAGGCCAGUGCCACGCUCAAGCGGCGGAUCCGGGCCAGGCAGAGCCAGCAGGACGGCGUCCGCUUCGUCCUCACCGAGUCCGACACGGUCAAGCGCAGGCCCAAGACCAAGGACAAGGAGGCGGCGCUGGAGCCGGCCCCACUUGCCGUCUACCAGAAUGGCACAGGCACCGUCAAGCGGCGGCCGGCCUCCGAGCUGAGCGGGGCUGAGCCACCCCCCACCCCUCCACCUGCCACCCGCCCCGACGGCCCCGAAUACACCCUGGCACCUGCUGAGCCCAAGAAGCCCUUCAAGCCACCCGUGUCUCCCAAGCCUGUGCUGACGCAGCCGCCUCAGAAGGUGCCAGGACCACCAGCGCCCAUCCCCAAAAAGGUGCCCAUCCCGAGUCCCGGCAGUCCAGAGGUGAAGCGGGUCCAUGGCACACCUCCCCCUGUGUCCCCCAAGCCAACACCACCCCCCACGGCACCGAAGCCCCCCAAGCCCCAUGCCGCCAUCCAGUCGGUCAGCGCCAGCUCCACACCAGCCCCAUCGCCCGCCCGGCAGCUGGGCCCCGGUGCCGCCAAGCCCUCCAGCACGCCCCCCUCGCUCUGCUCCAGCCCCGCCAAGCCCCUCUCGCCCGGUGCGCAGCCCCAGCAGGUGCCGGUGAAGCCACCCCGCUCUGCCAUCGCUGGCCCCUCUGUCGACAGCGCCGGCCCUGAGCUGGCACAGCAGAAGCUGGAGGAGACGAGCGCGUCCCUGGCUGCUGCGCUGCAGGCCGUGGAGGAGAAGAUCAAGCAGGAGGACAGUCAGAUGGCAGACUCGGCCGUGGAGUCGAAGAGCACCGUGAGCAUCCUGGAUGACAUCGGCAGCAUGUUUGACGACCUGGCAGACCAGCUGGAUGCCAUGCUGGAGUGAGGGGCACCACGGCCCCACGAACCUCAGGGCUAACGUGGGCACAAGGGCACAACGAUCCACGACCCCCGGCUGCGCCGCCCGCCUCCCGUCCCCG